Asparagus officinalis (garden asparagus) is the source of this 1486-nucleotide messenger RNA. RefSeq names its product WRKY transcription factor SUSIBA2-like. Gene Ontology annotation, molecular function: DNA-binding transcription factor activity; transcription cis-regulatory region binding. The record is from RefSeq and is a predicted model, not a curated record. The transcript is spliced from 3 exons. Gene Ontology annotation, cellular component: nucleus. Gene Ontology annotation, biological process: regulation of DNA-templated transcription. Bases 30 to 1271 code for a protein of 413 amino acids. Lineage: Eukaryota; Viridiplantae; Streptophyta; Magnoliopsida; Asparagales; Asparagaceae.
UCUCAAUCUCUUCUUCCUCUUUUCUAUUGAUGGAGUGGGAUGAUGGUGAUCUUAUGUCGAUCGUGCAGAGUUGUUCCCUAAUGAAAGGGAAAGCUCUAGUGACAACUUUUGAUUCAUUUUCUCAUCGUCCUCCUCUUUCUCCUCGUCCUAUACCUUCAUCAAUAUUAGAAGAGUCAAUGUUGCCAAUGGUAUCAAAUUCAUUUUCACUUCUUUCUCCUCCUCUUACUUCUCCUCCAAUAAGAAUAGAGGGGAGAAUGUUGCCAGUGAUAGCAAAUCCAUUUGAUCCUUCAUCUAAUCUUCUUCCUCUUUCUCCUCCUCCUUUGCCUUCAUUGAGAAUGGAAGAGAUAAUGUUGCCAGCGAUAUCAAAUCCAUUUGAUCUAUUUUCUAAUCUUCUUCCUCUUUCUCCUCCUCCUCAUCCUCCUCCUCUGCCUCCAAUGAGAAACAAGGAGGCAUUGAUGUCAAUGGAAUCAAACUCAUUUGAUUCAUUUUCCAAUCUUCUUCAUCUCUCUCCUCCUCCUUUGCCUCCAAUGAGAAACAAGGAGGUAAUGAUGUCAAUGGAAUCAAACUCAUUUGAUCCAUUUUCUAAUCUUCUUCCUCUUUCUCCUCAUCAGUCCUUCAUAUCAAUGGACGAGAAAAUGUCACCAUUGACAUCGAGUUCAUGUUCUUUUCUUCCUCCGCUCCAUCAGCCUCUAUUUCCAAUGAAAAAAGAGGAGAGAAUCAAAAAUCCAAGAAUGACGGCUAAAGUCAAAAGAAGGGAGAAACCGAAGAUUAGGAAUGGUGGGUUGAAAUGGGAAGUAAAGAAAGUGUGUUUGGACAAGAACAUCAUCUUUGGAGAUUUUUGGGCUUGGCGUAAAUAUGGAGAGAAAAAAAUUAAGCACUCGGCCAACAUUCAUCGGGAAUACUACAAGUGCAGCAAUAAUGACACCAAGAAAACUAAUUGCCAAGCAAAGAGACGAAUUGAGCGCAACUCCGACGAUCCCCAAACACUCACCAUCGCCUAUGCCGGUGAGCACAACCAUCAAUUGCCAAUCCGACGCCACUCUCACUCGAGACCGAGCGAAGACGUCUUCAGCCCUCUGUCGGUGCUCUUGCCUACAACAACAUCACCAUCAGUGGAAGAGGAAGAAGAAGAUGAUGGAGAUGUUGCUGACGUGGAGGUUGCUGAUGAUGAAGGAUUCUUUCUCAAAGAAAGUGGUUGUUCGAAGUUGAAAAUGAAGGAGAUGGCAAUCGCGAUAGCUUCGAGUUCUUCAGCUCUUGAUGAUGAAGAUUAAUCUAGUAUCUUCUCAUGAUGAAGUAGAGUUUAGUGGAGUAAGGGUCAAUUUGGCAUGAACCGGUGUAGUUCGGGACCGAGGGAGAGCUGGAAUAAAAUAAGAUCAGUUUAUGAAUCGAUCAUAUUUUCUCUCAGUUCUUAGAUUGAUGAAGAUUGAUAAAGUUGUUACUUGCUUUAUAUUUUCAUUGUUCAGUAGAGUUUAGUAGAGCAAGGAUC